Carcharodon carcharias (great white shark) is the source of this 2611-nucleotide messenger RNA. RefSeq names its product skin secretory protein xP2-like. The coding region runs from base 78 to 2153 and encodes 691 amino acids. NCBI's taxonomy places the organism in Eukaryota, Metazoa, Chordata, Chondrichthyes, Lamniformes, Lamnidae. The transcript is spliced from 4 exons. The record is from RefSeq and is a predicted model, not a curated record.
UUUCAUUCGAUUGCAUAAACUGUGCGGGUUUCCGCAUUGUGCUUUAGAUUUAAACUGAUCUGGCGUAAUAAAACAACAUGGCUUUGAAGGUCGCUUUCCUUGCAAUUGUUAUAUUGUGUCUCAUCAUAAAUGGAAGCUUCUUGAAUUGUGGAGCACAGACCAUCGGAACAGACAACGUACCUGGAACACCGAUGGCGACGCCAGCCGCCCCAGCAGGCGAGGUGCCGGGAGCGCCGGACUCCUCAGCAGGCGAGGCGCCGGGAGCGCCGGCCUCCCCAGCAGGCGAGGCGCCGGGAGGUGCGGCCUCCCCAGCAGGCGAGGCGCCGGGAGGUGCGGCCUCCCCAGCAGGCGAGGCGCCGGGAGCGCCGGCCUCCCCAGCAGGCAAGGCGCCGGGAGGUGCGGCCUCCCCAGCAGGCGAGGCGCCGGGAGCGCCGGCCUCCCCAGCAGGCAAGGCGCCGGGAGGUGCGGCCUCCCCAGCAGGCAAGGCGCCGGCCUCUCCAGCAGGCAAGGCGCCCGGAGGUGCGGCCUCCCCAGCAGGCAAGGCGCCGGCCUCUCCAGCAGGCAAGGCGCUGGGAGGUGCGGCCUCCCCAGCAGGCAAGGCGCCGGGAGCACCGGCCUCCCCAGCAGGCAAGGCGCCGGCCUCCCCAGCAGGCGAGGCGCCGGGAGGUGCAGCCUCCCCAGCAGGCGAGGCGCCGGGAAGUGCGGCCUCUCCAGCAGGCGAGGUGCCGGGAGCGCCGGACUCCUCAGCAGGCGAGGCGCCGGGAGCGCCGGCCUCCCCAGGAGGCGAGGCGUCGGGAGGUGCGGCCUCCCCAGCAGGCGAGGCGCCGGCCUCUCUAGCAGGCAAGGCGCCGGGAGCGCCGGCCUCCCCAGCAGGCGAGGCGCCGGGGGGUGCAGCCUCCCCAGCAGGCGUGGCGCCGGGAGGUGCGGCCUCCCCAGCAGGCGAGGCGCCGGGAGGUGCGGCCUCCCCAGCAGGCGAGGCGCCGGGAGGUGCGGCCUCCCCAGCAGGCGAGGCGCCGGGAGGUGCGGCCUCCCCAGCAGGCGAGGCGCCGGGAGGUGCGGACUCCUCAGCAGGCGAGGCGCCGGGAGCGCCGGCCUCCCCAGGAGGCGAGGCGCCGGGAGGUGCGGCCUCCCCAGCAGGUGAGGCGCCAGCCUCUCCAGCAGGCAAGGCGCCGGGAGCGCCGGCCUCCCCAGCAGGCGAGGCGCCGGGGCGUGCAGCCUCCUCAGCAGGCGAGGCGCCGGGAGGUGCGGCCUCCCCAGCAGGCGAGGCGCCGGGAGGUGCGGCCUCCCCAGCAGGCGAGGCGCCGGGAGCGCCGGCCUCCCCAGCAGGCGAGGCGCCGGGAGCGCCGGCCUCCCCAGCAGGCAAGGCGCCGGGAGGUGCGGCCUCCCCAGCAGGCGAGGCGCCGGCCUCCCCAGCAGGCAAGGCACCGGGAGGUGCGGCCUCCCCAGCAGGCGAGGCGCCGGGAGGUGCGGCCUCCCCAGCAAGCGAGGCGCCGGGAGGUGCGGCCUCCCCAGCAGGCGAGGCGCCGGGAGCGCCGGCCUCCCCAGCAGGCGAGGCGCCGGGAGGUGCGGCCUCCCCAGCAGGCGAGGCGCCGGGAGGUGCGGCCUCCCCAGCAGGCGAGGUGCCGGGAGCGCCGGACUCCUCAGCAGGCGAGGCGCCGGGAGCGCCGGCCUCCCCAGCAGGCGAGGCGCAGGGAGGUGCAAUCUCCCCAGCAGGCGAGGCGCCGGGUGCGCCGGCCUCCCCAGCAGGCGAGGCGCCGGGAGGUGCGGCCUCCCCAGCAGGCGAGGUGCCGGGAGGUGCGGCCUCCCCAGAAGGCGAGGCGCCGGGAGGUGCGGCCUCCCCAGCAGGCGAGGCGCCGGGAGGUGCGGCCUCCCCAGCAGGCGAGGCGCCGGGAGGUGCGGCCUCCCCAGCAGGCGAGGCGCGAACUGUACAAUCAGGAGAAGUCUUUGAACAUCACUUCAUAAUUUAUCUACUAACUGGCUCAUUGCUUCUCGCAGUGGUGUAUAUCCUCUACUACAGCAAAAAUAAGAUCACUGUCCUGUGUCAGAAAAAUGGGUCCAGAAGAACUAGACGUCCAAAUGUAUCUGAAUAUCAGCGGCUUGAUCAGAAUUUAAGUGAAAUAAUCAUCAGUCUGAAAAAGAGAAACCUUGAUUAAGACAAAGUUUUUUUUUAAUGAGGUUUACAGCAUAUAAUCAAAAAGCUCUGGAGCGACAAACGCUUGAAAAACUCAAAUGUGAAAAAGUAGCUGAAGCUGUAAAAAUAAAUCUUUCCCACAAGCCAAAAUGGGAAGGAGAUCCCCUCUUGGAAGGUUUCAGACCACUUGCAGCUUUGCUUACUAGUACACCAGAUAGUAGAAGUCCAUGUUAACACUGUCCAAGAACAGAAGUUACUCUUUAUCCUUUACUUUAAAAAAUCAUUUAUUUUACUUCAGAAUCUCCUUGCACAAAACUGCCUCAAAUGUAUUGUAAAAUUUUAGUUGAGUUGUAGUUUGUAUGCAGAGUUGAUCUAUUUAGUACAUGCAUUUAUAAAAUUGAGUGGUUCUUUAAGAUAAUUCAGUUCUAUUUGCAGACAAUGUAUUUUUUUAGAAUAAUUAAAAUAAGCUUGAUGUCCAAA